This is a messenger RNA of Nycticebus coucang (slow loris), 8069 nucleotides long. It is a transcript of the gene BCAT1, whose product is annotated as branched chain amino acid transaminase 1. Bases 244 to 1404 code for a protein of 386 amino acids. Gene Ontology annotation, molecular function: branched-chain-amino-acid:2-oxoglutarate transaminase activity. The transcript is spliced from 11 exons. Gene Ontology annotation, biological process: L-valine biosynthetic process; L-leucine biosynthetic process. NCBI's taxonomy places the organism in Eukaryota, Metazoa, Chordata, Mammalia, Primates, Lorisidae. Gene Ontology annotation, cellular component: mitochondrion. The record is from RefSeq and is a predicted model, not a curated record.
UAUUUUCUGGGGGCCUAAGGGAGACAAUGGCUUCUUGUUCCUUGCUGGUUAACCCUGGCUCUGUAGGGCUGACCUGGAAUUUCACCAGUCUUCCCUAAGCCGGCGGGGGAGGACAAACCAGCGGCCACCUCGGCGGGUGGGGAUGGAGCGCGGCAUCGCGGGCACUCCGGCCGAGGCGCGGGCAGCGCCGGGCUGCUGGCGGGUCGGAUCCUCCCUUUGGGUUUAGUUUGAGUGCCGGCGGUCAUGGACUGCGGUAACGGAUGCUCUGCAGAAUGUGCCGGAGGAGGAGGCGGCUCCAAAGAGGUGGUGGAGACGUUCAAGGCUAAAGAUCUAAUAAUCACACCAGCCACCAUUUUAAAGGAAAAACCAGACCCCGAUACUUUGGUGUUCGGAACUGUGUUCACGGAUCACAUGUUGAUGGUGGAGUGGUCCUCGGAGUUCGGGUGGGAGAAACCACAUAUCAAGCCUUUCCAGAACCUGUCCUUGCACCCUGGCUCAUCAUCUUUGCACUAUGCAGUGGAGUUAUUUGAAGGAAUGAAGGCAUUUCGAGGAGUAGAUAAUAAAAUCCGACUGUUUCGUCCAAACCUCAACAUGGAUAGAAUGUACCGAUCUGCUUGGAGGACCACUCUGCCGGUAUUUGACAAGGAGGAGCUUUUGGAGUGUAUUCAGCAGCUUGUGACACUGGAUGGAGAGUGGGUCCCGUACUCAACAUCUGCCAGCCUGUAUAUCCGCCCCACGUUCAUCGGAACUGAGCCUUCUCUCGGAGUCAAGAAGCCUAGCAAAGCCCUGCUCUUUGUAAUCAUGAGCCCAGUGGGUCCUUACUUUUCAAGUGGAACCUUUAAACCAGUGUCCCUGUGGGCCAAUCCGAAGUAUGUUAGAGCCUGGAAAGGUGGAACUGGAGACUGCAAAAUGGGAGGGAAUUAUGGAGCGUCUCUUUUUGCCCAGUGUGAAGGGAUGGAGCACGGCUGUCAGCAGGUGCUGUGGCUCUACGGCAAGGACAACCAGCUAACUGAAAUCGGAACUAUGAAUCUUUUUCUUUACUGGAUAAAUGAAGAUGGAGAAGAAGAACUGGCAACUCCUCCGCUAGAUGGCAUCAUCCUCCCGGGAGUGACACGGCAGUGCAUCCUGGACCUGGCAUAUGACUGGGGUGAAUUUAAGGUGUCAGAGAGAUACCUCACCAUGGACGACUUGACAACUGCCCUGGAGGAGAACAGAGUGAGGGAGAUGUUUGGCUCUGGCACAGCCUGCGUCGUCUGCCCAGUUUCUGAUAUACUGCACAAGGGGGAGUCAAUACACAUUCCAACCAUGGAGAAUGGUCCUAAGCUCGCAAGUCGUAUCUUGAGCAAAUUGACUGAUAUUCAGUAUGGAAGAGAAGAAAGUGACUGGACAAUCGUAUUAUCCUGAAUGAAACAUACAGGACUCUGACUGUCUGCUGUUGGGGUGGAUUCUUGCUUUUGAAUUUGUGGUAGAUAUUUUUAGGCUGCCUGUUAGAAGCUGUGCACAGUGUAGUUUGUGUUAUUAGUGUGUUGCAAGCGUGAUUGUUUUCCUCCUGCCAGAGAAGAUGACGUGCAAUCAUCGAAUAGUGUUUGAAAACUCAGAAGUAGCCGCUUCCCAUCACCCUUCCCAGGCAAAUGUUCUCGUAAGCCGUAGAACAUGGAAUUUUCCUCUGGGAUUCAGUGCCUCCCCUAGACUUCACUCCCACGUUAAAGUGUUUGUUUAUUCUUUGGUAAAAGUUAUGGUCUGCUACUCAACCAAAAGUGAUUGUGUGUGUGUGCUUGAAAGCUGAUUUGAGUAAAUUUCACAAGUAAUGUUUCCCACGACAAGGGGAAACAAGUUUGGUUGUUGUUGUUUUUUAAAGACUCUGAAAAACUGGAUUUCCUCCCAUUACAGUGUUUCACAGGCCUCCCAGGUCCAUCCUAAGAUGAAUAUCUCCCCUCUUGCUGAUGUCACACGUUCUACUUCGAGCUCACCUGGGGCAUCAGUGACACCUGAGCACAUUUCUACCAGUUGCCCUUUCACACGAUAUCGUGAUGCUGUUAGUCAGGCUGCUACAAGACUGAGGGUCUUGUGCCUUAUAGAUCUUAUAGACCCCCAAGGCCAGGCACAUAGUAGGUGUUCAGUAAGUGUUUUGUAUAAUGAAUGAUGCACGUUCAGCUUCUAUAGAAGGGCACUUCCUUUGUUUCUACAGUAAGAAACCUCUUUCUUUGAACUUAUGAUUGAUUCUGAUAUAGUGUAUGUUUACCUCAUACGGGUCUUUAUUUUCCAUGGGCUACUAAGUAAUUAGAGAUACUAUAGGCAUAGUUAUUUGGAGAAAUCAUUUCUUACUGAAGGCUGUCUUGGAAGUGAAGAUAAAGCUCUACAGAGAGGUCAUGAUGUCAUCACAACCAAAUGGAAAUGACCGAUGUUGUAUGUUAUGGGUUAGAUGCAAAAUAAAUCAUCUUUUUUAGGGGGAGGGAUAAAAAAGCAAAGAGGAUAUAUGCUCUGGUUCUUUACUUUUUUUGUACGUGCCCUUUUCUGUUGAAUGGAAAGCAGUUAAAGGUGAUAUUUUCCUCAUUUGAGAGAUAUGAGUUACAAUGGUAUUCUUCUUGGUUUAUCUGGGGGAAAGUCAAAUCUUGAUAGAAAACAUUUAGCCUUAGAAGGUCAGCUCUCGGACAUUGUAUUUUGGUUUGCCUUGGUUCUAAUAACUUUCAUCUUGCUGAUCAUAUUUUAUUCUCUUUUCAAAGCAAUGGUGAACAGAACAUUUCUAAAAGUUUGAUGCAUUGGAAAAAUUUCCUCAAGGCAUUUAGCAACACAUAGCAAAUGGGCUUUGAUUCUUUUUCAAAACUUUCAGCCAUAGGAUCUUUUAUAGACAGAAAUAGCAAAGUGAAAAUUAGAAAAGUAUGCGAUGAAAAGGAAGGGUAAAAAAAUAUCUUUUAGGGGGCUUUUAAUUGGUGAUCUAAAAUUUUGGGAGAGUGUUCUUUCUAAGUCCUAGGAGCUUUUGACUUUCUCCUCUACACAUUCACCAAGUAGUAUUCUAAGGAUAUACUUUUGCCUUGCCUAAAUUCUUUGACUUCAUCCUUUUUUUUUUUUUUUAGACAGAGCCUCAUUCUGUCACUCUGGGCAGAGUGUCACCAUAACUCACAGCAACCUCAGACUCUUGGGUUUGAGCAGUUCUCUUGCCUCAGCAUCUCAAGUAGCCAGGACUAUAGGCGUGUGCCACCCUGCUCUGCUAGUUUUCUUAUGUUUAGUACAGAUGGGGUCUCGCUCUGGCUCAGGCUGGUCUCGCACUCCUGAGCUCAGGUGAUCUCCCCACCUGGGCCUCCCAGAGUGCCAGGAUUAUAGGCGUGAGCCACCGCACCCAGCCUGACCUCAUCCUUAAUAUCGUAGUCUAGAAAAAACUUGUGGGUAAUUUUAGUUGUCAGGUAGCACAUAAUAUAACUAGACUUUGAUUCCUAUGAAAUAGAAAUUAUUUAUUUGCCAUAAUAUAUUUUAUACUGCCCAUCUCUAAAUUUAGUGUGGCAAGACAUGUCCAUUGUGAAAGUUGGAAAACAUCAUAUUGUAUGGUUUCUAUUAUAAAAUUUUAAGAGCAUUUUAAGCCCUUUCUACCAGACCCGGUGACAGCUAAGGGUAUACAUUUUUUUUAAAACUGGAGGUCUCCUAAUACAGAGAACACAGUCUGCCAUUCUCACUUAAGUAAUAAGACAGGAAAUUGACCUUGACACUGUCUUGUUAAAUAGAUUUAAAAGGAACAUCUGCACAUCUUGUUUCCUUGUUCUCUGUUUGUUUAAUUGCAAUGGAUUAAUACAGCAAGAGUGCCACAUUAUAACCAGGCAAUUAUCCUUUCUUCAGGACUUAGUUAUCCUCACGCUAAUUGAUCAUUUAAGGCAUAAGAUAGUGUAGCAUUAAGAACAUGUGAAGCUAAUCUGCUCAAAAAGAUCAACAAAUUAAUAUUGUUGCUGAUAUUUGCAUAAUUGGCUGCAAUUAUUUAGUGUUUAAUUGGGUUGAUCAAAUGAGAUUCAGCAAUUCACAUGUGCAUGAAUAUAAACAGAACUGGUGGCACUUAAAAUGAUAAUGAUGAACUUAUUCUGGUCGUUCUCAUCCACAUUUUCAGUUUUUACAUUUCAGACCAAGUUUGUCAGCUUGUUUCCAAAGCACCAUCAGUAGAGACCAAGAUUUUAAAAUGAAGUGUUAAGAUACAAACAAAACCUGAGCAUUGCCUAAAAGAGAUUUGCUAUUAGGACUUUUCUUUGUUACAGUCAUUUAUUAAGGAUGCAACUCCUACCAAGAGACGAGUCAGUUUCAGGGACCAUGUUUUCUAGUUCAAGGAUGAAUACAUUCAGAACACCUGCUUUAGCCUUUGCUCCCAGGCACACAAAGGAAAAACAAAAGGGAAAGAAGUGACUGAAAAACCUUGUUAGGGAAUCAAGUUUGUUUUUUUUUUUCCUACUCAGUAAACAGUAUCCUCUAUUUUUUCAAAAGAUUUCUGUAAGAGGAGAAGCAAAAAAGAUCAGAGGUAAGCAGCAGUAAGAAAGCCCAGAAUAGCGUCAACUCUACGCUGAUCCAUGAUGGCAGCAGUCCUGCAGAUGGAGGCGUGCAUCACACAUUCUGUUAGUUUUGUUGCUCCAUAAAAUUGUACCUCGAUGUAUAGUCUUGCUUGCCUCAACUCCAGGCACCUCGGGCACUUGAAGGUAUUAGUGAGUGUAUUUUAGCAGUCAAAAGGAUUUUAGGAGUACAUUGUUAAGCUUCAGUUUCAGUUCUGCUUUUGGGUAAUUGUGCUAUGAAAACAGCUGUCAAAGUAAAAAACUAACUUACACUUACUUUUCCUCAGUCCCCCGCGGUGCUCAAAUGCUAUAUUCUGUUUCAUUUUUUUUUUCAGUUGUAUUUUCUUAUUUAUCCUUAUGAUUGGAAAGAAUUUAUUUUGAGCAGAAAGCAAUAUUCACUUUCAAUGAUCGAUAGUUUUCUAGAACAUUUAGAGCAAUACAUAUUCAUCACUAAGGGUUAGAGAAACCCCUUAUUUCAUGUCCUGAUUUUAAAUAUGAUUGGAGAUUAUUCUUACUUGCAAUGUGGAUUUUGUCUUACAUCGAUAUGCAAAAACUUUAGGUAAAAGUAGUAAUGCUAGCAAGUACUUUUAUUGGGCAUUUUAUGUCAGCUGUCUCUUUGUGUUACCAUGAGAAGAAUUUGUGCUGCUGUUUUUCAGAUAUCCUCCCCCAAAGGAAGCAAAGGGUGCCACCCUUUCAGUAAGCAUCUCCUAUUGACAGAGGGGGGUUAUAUUAGUAGUUAACUUGAUAGAUGUUGACUGAGCAUCUACAAAGGUGCGUUUAGUCCAAACAGCAAUAGGAAAUUUGUUUUAGAAAGCAAAUGGCAUGUAGACAUUACCCUCAUGGGGGUUCAUUGUCUAUUUCCUGAACUGAUUGUAGCCACAAUAGCAGUCUGUUAGAAAAUGAAGAGGGGAAAGCCAGAGCAAACUUCUGUUGUCAAGAAAUCACAUGAACAUUUCAUCUCAUUUUUAUUUUUUUUCCUUUAAAAUUUACAUUAAUAUGAGGGUACAUAUGAUCAUUUCGUUUUUAAAGGAAAUUUAUCCUUCUUUAAUUCCUUUCUUUCCCCCAGUGCAAAACUUAGGAGAGUUAGCACUCAGGGUUGUUCAGCUCCUGCCUGUGUGGUGGGGAUCACUGCCUUCUGGUUUACCACCAACUCCGUGUGUUUGUUGACUGCCUAUCUUUUGAUGUAAAACUAACACCAGAGAUUACAGAGUCCUCGCUGAUUUUCUCAAGUUCAAAGCCAGAUUACAUUGAAAUAAAUGAUCCCGGAGUGAAUUUUUCUAGAAAAUAUAUUAUGAUUCACACUGUUUAUUUUAUUUUUUAUUCUUUUUUGUUUUAUUGUUGGGGAUUCAUUGAGGGUACAAUAAAUCAGGUUACACUGAUUGCAUUUGUUAGGCAAAGUCCCUCUUGCAAUUGUGUCUUGCCCCCAAAAGGUGUGGCACACACCAAGCCCCCCCCCCGAAAAGUAUUAUUGUAAUCUUCAGCAAAAUUUCCUCAUGGCUUUAGAUGACUCAUAGAAGAUUCACACUGUUUAAACUGCUCACUUGAAAGGUGAUAUAGAUCCAGCUACUCAAAAAUCAUAUAACCAUGAUGUUUUCAUAGUUUCAGGUUUUAAAUAAGAAAGGCCAUUUAAAAAUAUUAUGAGGACAUUAAUUUUUGCCAUUGCCAAAAAGCCUUCUUAAAAAUGCAAAGAAAGGUAGUGAUUUAUUUUUCAUCUUCAGGAUACCAUAAUAAAAGACUUGUCAGAUAUUUAAUUUGGGAAGGUUGAUGAUGAAACUUAUCAACAGAGUUUUAUAUUUGUGGGUAAAUUAUUCCCUGGGGUCACGUAUAUGUAAACUUAGUGCUUUAAUAAAUGAUGAAGGUAUGGAGUUCAGUCUUGGCCUUUGAAGUGCUCUUUAAAUUACACUCAAUACAAGUAUUGAAGUUUUAAGUCAUCUUAUUCAGGUAGAAAGUGUAUUUUUCAUACCACAAUAAACUCAGAACUUACCAAGACCUAGAACUUGAGUUUCACAAUGUCCAGUGUAUGUGAUCCACUUUGGGGGUGGUAAGAAUUGUUGUAAGCUGUGGUGUAGGAAUGAAUUAAAAUAGUUUCACUGACAUUUCUCUACACAUUGACUGUCACAGUGGGUAGAUCUCUUACUGCUCACGAUUGAAUUAUGGAGAAAAAUGUAAAGAAAUGAAAGAAAAUGAAAAAAUAGCAAAGGAAGAGCAAGCGGAGGUAGAAAAAGAAAGAAAUGAUAGAGGGGAGAAAAAUUAAACUUCUGUGUUGUCCAAAGGAGAUUUUUUCUUAACCGCCAGGCACUGGGAUUUUCAGCUUUCAAUGUAGGUGCCGAAUACAAAUAGUGCCCUUAGAAAGUGAUUAAAUAAACAAGCCAUUCAUCAUUUUAUUAGAAUUAGGCCACAGGGUUGAGGUUCUAAUCGAAGGCUUGCGUCACAUGGAAAACAUUUUAGAUUGCUACCGAUUUGGAUGAGACUUUAUGUUAUAUGUGCAGUUGCUUGGUCAGUGAGAUCUGUUGUGCCAUUUCUUCAACAGAAAUGGCAUUUUAUUCUAAGACUUAGGAAGCUCCUUGAGGCCAAAUAAAAGAAUGAGUGACAAGGAGUAGAUUGUGACUUUUUUCCUUAGCAGUACUAUUUGCCACCAUCCCCCAGUCCUUGCAGAGGCUUGAUUUGGAAGUUGGUGGAGUAUUAGGUUUUAACCAAAAUGUGCGACAGCAUAGUUGCAGGUUUCACGUGACUAUUACAAUCAUUCUCAGGGUUAAGAAAGAAAUGCAAAUAUCUGUCUCAGUUUGUACUUUACUGAUAAGUUUUUGAAGAGUAUAGGAAUUCUCUCAAGAGUCUGGCUAUCUGUAGGUUAGGAAUCAGGUCUUAACAGGAAGCUCACUAAUCUGUUAGGCAUCUAUAAAUUCUGCAGAUGUUUUCCUGGUGACUUAAAAAUGAAUGAUCCCACAUUACACACCCAGUUAGCUAACACUUAAGAGCUGGAGCCUGACUCACUGUUUCUUGUUUCUAAGAAUUUGGGCCUCCUUGAUAUGGUGGCUGAUGGAAAAUAUUUUGGGGAAGUGGUUUUUCAAUUAGAGCCUAUGGGAAGGACCUGAUAAAUUUACCGGUGAAAUUUUCGGAACCUAUUCUCUCAUACCUGAAUCUGAUAGCAGUUACUGUUGUACGAUCACUCUGGCCUUUCCAAAUCUCAAAUGUCUCUAGUUGUGCAGUGACUUAAUUUGCAAAUGAAACUUUGCUUUCAUGAAAGAUUAUUUAAAGGUUAUGUUAAAAAGAUUUUAGCUCACUAGAAGUAUCAUAGCAGAAAUGUGGAAACUACAGUAGGAAAAGGAAACUACCUCAUUCUUUGAAGGUUUUGUAGAAGCACAAUGAAACAUUCUACUGGCUUUGUCGCAUAAGAGCCAUCUGGUAUGAAAAACUAUUAUGUUUGUAUGUGAGAAGGACCUGGAAUAAUUGUAUUUUGCUGGCAAUAGACACAGUCUUUAUUAUUUUCAGGUUCCUUAUCAAAUCUGUAAUUAUCCACAGUUUCUGUCAUCAAUAAAACAACUGAAAAGA